AUGCAGAGAGUAGCGUACUCGUUCCCUGAGGAAGUACUCGAGCACGUUUUUUCGUUCAUUGAAUCGGACACAGACAGAGGCUCGAUCUCGCUGGUAUGCAAAUCGUGGUACGAGAUUGAGCGGUGGUGCAGACGGCGGAUCUUCGUCGGAAACUGUUACGCGGUGAGUCCAGCCAUGGUGAUAAAACGGUUUCCGAAAGUGAGAUCUAUCAAACUGAAAGGGAAGCCGCACUUUGCGGACUUCAAUUUGAUACCGGAAGGUUGGGGUGCUUUUGUCUGUCCUUGGAUCAAAGCUAUGGCUGCUGCGUAUCCGUGUUUGCAAGAGAUUAGGCUAAAGAGAAUGGUUAUCACUGAUGAUUCUUUGGACCUUAUUGCUAAAUCGUUUAAGAAUUUUACGGUUUUGGUGCUUACUUCUUGUGAAGGUUUCACUACGGAUGGACUUGCUGCCAUUGCUGCCAAUUGCAGGAAUUUGAGGGAGUUGGACUUGCGGGAGAGUGAAGUGGAGGACAUUAGUGGUCAUUGGCUAAGCCAUUUUCCUGAUUCCUACACAUCAUUGGUUUCACUAAACAUCUCUUGCUUGGCAAACGAGGUGAAUUUUCCUGCACUAGAGCGCCUGGUUAGUAGGUGUACUAACUUGCAGACACUCUGCCUCAAUCGUGCAGCGCCACUUGAUAAGCUUGCCAACCUCCUUAGGGGGGCUCCACAGAUUGCGGAGUUAGGCACCGGUGCCUACACUUCUGAGAUGCGGCCUGAGGUCCUUUCAAAUCUGGCCGCAGCAUUUUCUGGGUGCAUGCAAAUGAAGGGCUUGUCUGGAUUUUGGGAUGUGCUUCCAUCCUACCUACCUGCCGUUUUUACUGUAUGCUCCAGACUCACAUCACUGAACUUAAGUUAUGCUACGAUCCAAGGCCCGGAUCUUAUCAAGCUUGUUGGUGAAUGUGAGAGUUUGCAGCGAUUAUGGGUGUUGGAUUACAUAGAAGACGUCGGCCUUGACAUGCUUGCGGCAACGUGCAAGGAUCUGAGGGAGUUAAGGGUGUUUCCAUCUAAUCCAUUUGGGGUCCGUGCAAAUACAGCGUUGACAGAGCAGGGCCUUGUUUCUGUGUCUGAAGGUUGCCCCAAGCUCCAUUCAGUUCUAUAUUUUUGUCGUCAAAUGACCAAUGCUGCCCUAACUGCAAUUGCUCGGAACAGGCCUAAUUUGACUCGUUUUAGAUUAUGUAUUAUUGAGCCUCGCACUCCUGACUAUCUUACCCGUCAACCUCUGGAUGUUGGAUUUGGAGCUAUUGUUGAGCAAUGUAAGAGUCUUCGGCGCCUUUCCCUCUCAGGGCUUCUCACUGACCGUGUUUUUGAGUAUAUUGGGACUUAUGGGAAGAAGCUUGAGAUGCUUUCUGUGGCUUUUGCUGGAGAAAGUGAUUUGGGACUCCAUCAUGUGCUCUCCGGGUGUGACAACCUUAGGAAGUUGGAGAUCAGGGACUGCCCCUUUGGUGACAAACCUCUUUUAGCCAAUGCUGCAAAAUUGGAGACAAUGCGAUCCCUUUGGAUGUCCUCUUGCCAUGUGAGUUAUGGAGCAUGUAAACUGUUGGGUCUGAAGUUUCCGAGACUCAAUGUUGAAAUCAUGGAAGAUAGAGGAACUCCAGAUUCAUGGCCAGAUAAUAGUCUCGUUGAGAAGCUUUACAUAUACAGGACAAUUUCUGGCCCUAGAUUGGACAUGCCUGGUUAUGUAUGGAGAAUGGAAGAUGAUUCUGCAUAA
Molecule: messenger RNA, 1743 nt
Organism: Lathyrus sativus (Indian pea)
Lineage: Eukaryota; Viridiplantae; Streptophyta; Magnoliopsida; Fabales; Fabaceae
Source: the annotation of a GenBank genome assembly